AUGUCCGCCCGUUGGAGCGCCGCAAACGAUGAACCUUUCAUGCUGUGGCUUCACGAGGAAGUCGCUAAGCAGGGUGGUACUUUCGAGCAGCGUCGUGUCAUUUCUCUUGACGAGGAACAGUGCGACCUACUGGUGAAUUGUUCCGGACUGGCGGCGAAGGAACUGGCUGGAUACGACACGGUAUUUCCGUUCCGCUGCCAGAUCAUCAACGUGUUUCAUUCAAAGCCGAACGAGCCCAAGGUGUCGGUCGACAAAGAUGGACAGCACGCGUACAUCAUCCCUCGUCCGGAUGGCGACGUUGUGUUGGGAGAGACAGUGCAGGAGCAUAACUGGACGGUGCUGUCGUCUAUGGCCUGA
Messenger RNA from Phytophthora infestans T30-4, 357 nucleotides. RefSeq lists its product as uncharacterized. The coding region runs from base 1 to 357 and encodes 118 amino acids. NCBI's taxonomy places the organism in Eukaryota, Oomycota, Peronosporomycetes, Peronosporales, Peronosporaceae. The transcript is spliced from 4 exons. Gene Ontology annotation, molecular function: D-amino-acid oxidase activity; FAD binding. The record is from RefSeq and is a predicted model, not a curated record.